GUAGACAUGUGCUGAUGAGCCCAUUAUUGUGAGCUGCAGACAUGUAUCCCAGGCCUGUUAUUAUUCUGUCAUUAUCAUGUCCUCUAUCAAGGAGCUCCGCACUGAUGUCUGUCUGGAACACUACAAAGGUCCCGUUGCAUGUCGGGUACAAUACUCCCUGCGCGCUCAAUGCGCAUGCCCGACAGAAAACUCCAUUAUUUUUUUUGCUCGGAAUCUGUAAGAAAAAAAACAGUGGGAAACUGUGAAUUUGGGAUUACAUGGAUCUUUAUGGUUGUCGGAAUACAUUUGAACGCCACACGGUUUAGCAGAGCAGAGACCAAAGCGACGGCUGGAUAAGUGCUCUACAUCUUCAUACAAGACCCUACUCUGAUGUGAACUGAACAAAUAAAUCUGUUGGAGCCAUUCUCUAAAUUGAGGAUCUGCCUCAUAGCUGAGGAAAGUCCAGGUGUUUGAGCAUCAAGUCAGGUUUUACUGGCAGUCUGUGUGCUUCUAACCCACCAGCAUGUACAUUGGACAGUGGAUACCCUAGCCAAAACAGAUCGUGGCUUCUCAAAGAUGACAAGGUGCUGGCAGGCCACAGCUACAAAAUGAUGGGAGGCAGUGAGACUGUAAGUGGGGACAAGGAUGGGGUCCACACCACUGCAAUACACGUCCCCAUCGGCUGGCAGAGGAGAGUGGAGAUCGGGCAGGUGCUCUAUGUCAGUCCCAGUGGCACUGCCCUCUCCUCUCUGGACGAGGUCAAGACCUAUCUGUUGACUGAUGGCACCUGCAAAUGUGGUCUUGAGUGUCCACUCAUCAUCCAUAAAGUUUUCAACUUCACUGUGGGAGUGAAGGUGGAGCAGCACAGCCACCCACUAGGCAAAGCAGAGCAGGACAUGACCAAACUGUGUAACCACCGCAGGAAAGUGGUAGCGAUGGCGGCUCUGUGUCGGAGUAUGCAGGCCUCACAGCUGCCCUAUGCUAACCUUCAUCAUCCAGAGAUGAGCAGUGGGAUGGACAGCCGCGACUCAAAGCGAGUACUUGUGGAGCGGGAAGAACAGGACCAUGGAAUUUACCAUCACAAACUCCAUCCAGUUCCAGCCCGAUCCCACAGCAACCUCCAUAUAAACCCCUGCGCCAGCCCCAAAUCCUCACACCAGUUUAUUUACCCCUACAACGGUUCCUCCCCUGUGCUUCACACAGGCACAAACUCUCACCAUCCGCUGGAUGCUUUGAGAAGGCUUCACCAUCCUCCUCCUGCUCCUGUCUCCUCCAGCUCCUCCUCCACCUCCUCAUUCCCAGCAUACAAUACUGCCCAGAGGUCACCCCGCACCCCUACACCUCAAGGUCAAAGAACACCCAAAACCCCAGAGACUCCGGGUUCCCCUCGGCUAGGGCCUCUCUCUUCACCUCCUCCCUCUUCCCCUAUGACUAUAGGCGGAGGAGGAGGAGGAGGAAGAGGAGCACAGACUCACGGCCAUCAUCCUCAUGGUGUCAUUGUGGGAGGCUCCCCCCUCUCCCCGUCUUCCUCCCUCUCUCCCUCUGUCCAUAACAUGAACUGUGUGUCUCCUCACCAGCGGUCCCGCCACCCUUCAGCCUCUCCUUCCCCUCUCUCAGAUCAUGGAGGAGGUUCAAUAACAGCAGGAGGAGGACUGAUGGGAAGUAACUUGCCUCAGAGAAGGAAAUCCACCUCCUCCUCUCCACACUCUCCUCUCCCUGGUGGCUCCCCAAACCCCAGCCCCCACUUCCCCAAGUACAAGCUGGAAGACAUCUUGGAGCAGUUUAAGAACUCAGGCAACAGCAGCACUAAUAACCACCACCUCCUAAUCCCUUCUAACCCCUCCUUACUGACCAACCAAAGCGGUAGCAACCCUAAUGCUCUCUCCUCGAAGCCCUCAAAGAGUACCAUGAGUCCGAUUCCUAGCACAGGACCACCGGGCUUUGGUUUGAACUCUGCAGGGACUUCUAGUUUACCUCUGGGGCCAUUUCUGAACCACCACCACCACCACAGCCAUCAGGGCAAGCUGCCUCACCCGGCUUCUUUCCCUGCGAGUAGCCUGCUCUCUGCGGCUGCCAAGGCUCAGCUGGCUAACCAGAUAACCCAGGGACAGAGCUCAAAGGUGGCCAGCAAUCCAGUGAGCUUGUCCUCUUCUCUGGAGGUCUUGAAAGAGACACAGCAGCAACAGUCAUCAAAGGUAACAAACAGCACUUUACAUAACAGCCACCCUCCCUCCUCCAAUGUUUCUACUAGGCCUCCCCAUCCCUCCCUUGCAGCAGCCUCCUCCGUCCUUUUCCCUCCAUCCCACUCUCUGGCCCAGUCCCUGGCUUCCUCCUUGCCCCACCUGCCUUCCACAGCAGAGCGCAAUGCGUCGCACAGGAAGAGGCAGCGGCGAUCUCCCACAGUGCUCAGCAUGCUGAGAGACACCCAGCACCUGCCUAAUGGGCCACGGAAGACCCCACCUGGAGAUUCCGUUUCUGCUACAGUUAUCAACCUAUCCACCUCUUCCUCCUCCUUCCCCUCCUCCUCGCACUCCUCCUCUACCUCAGCUGUUCAGAACCAGAAUGCUGUCAUGUUAGAAAACCAUCAUCAUCUCCUCCCCGGGCAGACGACAAGGCUUCCUGCUCCCAGACAGAUGGCACACCUUUCCAGGCCUCCUAGACAAAUGGAGGCUCUGGAUUUCACUACAGGCCCGACAUCUUCACCUCUUGGUUUGGACCCUCCAACCCAGCCUCUGUCUGCUCUGUUGCACCUGCUCAGUGUGCAGAACGCACAGGCCUCAGCAUCGAACCCCGCUUCAGCUCAGACAGGAUCUGUGUCCAUUGAAGGAGGUGGACAAACUAAUAAACAGAGCCCCAGACGGUCACCCUCCUCUCCCGCUCCUCAUUCUAACAUCAGGCACUCACAGACUCGGUCACCGUGCCGAACAAGUAACACUAAUCCUCUACCCUCGGUGCUACAGCCGCUUUCUCCUCCUCCGACUUCCUCUCAAGUCAGAUCAGUGCAGUCUCCGUCACAUUCUCAGUCAUCUAAGUCAAGCCCUCGACAGAGACAUUCUCCCUGUACAAUGCUGCCCAACUCAAAUUUAGCUUUACACAACAGCAGCAGCCCAUCUCGGCAUACGUUCUCGACUCCCUCAGACAAGCAGCAGCUAACUGAGAAUCACAUUCCCACAAUAGACGCUGUUUCCCAGGCACCAGUGCGGGAAGCCUCACCACAUCGCUCUAUGGAAGCAGAGAUUCGUAGUAACAGCACAUCUGCAUCAGUGGACCUGAUUCACUCUCAAGGCAGUGUUUCUAUGGCGAUAUCCAGCUCCCCAAAGCCUCUUGAUCUUAGCAACCAUGUCCUGGCUCUUCUCGCAGCAUCUUCCACCGUACCCCAGGGGGAGGGCAGCUCCUCCGACCGUACCACUGAUGUUGUGAUGUCUUCCCACGGAAACCCUACAGCAGGGCCAGAGGAGCCUCGAUGUGUGGACCCUAAGGCCUCCAUAGUGACCAAACCCCCGGCAGACACAAGCCCCGGGCCUGCCAUCUCCUCUCGCCUUGGGGACAAUCACAGUCCUCAUACACCUCCAGCUGUUGCUGACUCAACCUCCCCCUUACCUCUGGCAGAGGCCUUCCCCUUCAUGAACCAAGAGCAGCUGCUGCAGCUGUUGUCAUCCACAGGUGGUCUACCAUCCCUCCUGGACCCUGCAGUCUUGGCUUCAUUGCCACUCGGCGGGCUGUGGUUGGGAGGGCAACAUGCACAGAUACCCCCUGCCAAUGCUACGCCACAACCACCACAGACUCUUGCAGAGCAGCAGCAAUCAGAGCAGCAACAGCAGUUACUGAUACAGCAAGAGACGCAGCAAAACCAGGAUCAACAACAGAAGCAGCAGCAGAUAAACAACAAUCCUCUGUUUCCUUUGUUGCCCUUGUUGAGUGGUGCCCAAGGGGAGCUGCCUCUGAACCUUUUGGGACUGCUAAACCCGCUCCUACCCCCCACCUCAGCCCCUACCCCAGGACAGGAAGCUGAUUUAGGGCUAAACGAAAAACCUAGCCUUCAGGCUCUGCUUAUGGCCUCCUUGUUGCUCGGGCAACACCAGGCACCUUUGUUACCUCUAUCUGGCCUGGGUCAGUUGAGCCAGGUCAGCUUGGAAGUUCCUCUCCAGCAGCCACAGCACAUCUCCACCACAUUAGAGGGCCUCACCUUGGAUAAGACCUCUGGCCUCCUGGAUCCAUCAACCCUAUCAGGCGCAGGGCUCUUGGAGGUCGCGCAGGGCCUUCUCCCCAUCCCUCCAGGAGCUGAGGGCUCCCUCCAAGCCCUGCAGUCUCUGCUCCUUCCUGCCACUCUUCCUCCUCCCCAUGCAGCCUUCCUGCCCCUCAGCCCUGCCUUGCUCACUGCUGCCCUGAGCUCUGCCGAGCUCCACCCGCAUCCCCACACCCAAUUAGCUCCUGCACAGCAAACCCAACAUACCCAACCUCAGGUACCAACUGAUGCUAGUGUUGACACCCUCAUCCCCCUAUCUCUCCAAGGCAAAGACAACCCUAUCCUCCAACAGUUACUGCCCACUUUGCUUAACUCUGCUGUUUUAGGAGAUCUUUCUGGCAUCCCAGGCCUCCACAACAUGUUAGGGAUUGGAGCAGGAUCCAUCCUCCUACCCCCAGUCCAAACCUCUGCCUUGGGCAUGCCUCUGUUACACGGUCCUGAUGGAGCUAUCAACUUGCUUAACAACAUACAGCUUAACCUUGCACCACCCUCAGAAGGAGAGAAGCCAAUGUCAUUGCAGGAAACGCAGAGCCCUGCCCCACAGGAAGACAUUCCAGCCAGUCAGAUGGUUCCUGAAGUGGUCCCCAGUCCUGCCCCAGCUCCAGUUUCAAUCCCUACCCAAGAACACACCCCACCCUCACAUCGUGUAUCUGAGGGGAGGCCUGUUAUCGAUCCUUACACAUCUUUCAUGGACACGAUUUAUACCUCCUUCCUUCAAGUCAGUGCUAAAGAGCAGGAAGGCAGGGCCCACAUGGGGCCCUCUGACCCCACUUCACCCUUCUGUGCCUUACCACCGGUUUCUUUCCCUGUGGAACACCAAACCCCAUCCACCCCUGUCCCAACAUUACCCCAGGCAAGUGCCCCAGUCUCCCUCAGCCCACGUCGGGCCUGUUCCCUCCGCAACCCAGACUUAUCCCGACUCAGCUUGGAAGCAGCAGCCCAUUCCCCAGCCCAGGGGACGCCCAAACCCACCGAGGAUGGGUCUACGUCACCCUUACAAAGGAAACCGGUUAUGGAAGAGGGACAUACCCACCCAGAGCCUCCUCUGCCAUCCAUAUACUUGGAGGAAGCUAAGACAGACUGUACCGGGCCUGCUGCAUCUGUGUGCCCCUAUGUGGAGGCAGGGGUAGAUAGGCAAGGGCAUCUUUCCCAUGUGGGCUACCUCAGUCCCAGGGAUGGAUGCAGUGGGAGGCCCAAUGAGGAGACAGCUGGGACAUUGCUGCAUGCCGAACAGGGAAGGGAUCAAGCAGGAGCAGCGGGUGGAGCCAGAAGAGGAAGGAAAAGGAAACAAACGCUACAGAAUGUGUUAGAAGACUUCAGAGACAUGGAUACUACAGCACUAGAGGAAACCAAGGCUGCGACAGCACUGCUGAAGCCCGAGAGGUCAGUCCGCGGCAGGAGGCGACGAGGCGCCAGGUCACAGAGGCAGUGAUUGGUGGAGGGAGCUGUAAGUCAGAGCUGUUCACCAACCAAAGGCGGCCAGACGCCUCUCUUUCCCCCUCCAUCUCGCCACCAUCUUCACCACUGUUUAGACCUUUCUUUUGUUAUUCAACUGCACCAAUAUUAUGCUGUUGUCAUGUCAACCAUUGUAAUGGCAACCACUAUGAAAAAAACACAUAGGAGAGAGAGAUCUAGUCUGAAAAGCUAAUUUAUAAAAAGUGACAAAAAAAAUGGAAGAGGAAUUUUGUGGAUACUUUUACACUUUGGUCUUCUCUUAGGUCUAGUUCACAAAAUAAUGGUUGCGUGACAUUUUGAUCAGAGAUCUGUUAAUUAUGGUUGGCGUUAGAAUUAUAUCAAUGAGAAAAUACAAAAAAACAAGAGUACUGUUUUCUUCUCAUCAGUGUAUAACUGUGAGUCAGGAUAAAGCCCAACUACUUGAACGAUGCUCUCUGUUAAAAGUGUGUCUGUAAGUGUGUGGAUGUGCGUGUCUUUUUGUGUCUGACUGUGUGUUGGACAACAGUGCUAUUGCUGAGCCCCUCACUGUCCGACCGUUAGUGAAAUUUAUUUUCAUUCUAGUAAACGAGACCCUGUCUGUUUGUAAGAUAAAGGUAUCUUUGCAGAGACGCAGUGGUUGCAUUUCAAAGAAAUGUUUUGAAGGGUUUCAGAAGGUGCUGGAAGAGAAUAUAAGAAGGAACAGACUGGAGUUUUCUGUUUUUUUUUUCUUUCACAAUAUAAAUAACUUUAUAUUGGACAAGCUAAGGAAAUAAUGUUCGCCGUAUCAGGUUUCAUGAAUCGGUUUACAUCAACCACUGGUCACACAGAAAAUACUGUUGUAUCAUGAUUCCACAUGUCCUGUGAGAUGCAUCACUAAUAACUUUAUAAACUGAGAUAAACAUUCAUUUAAGAAAUGAAGUUCUUUUGUACAACUCUUUGAAUUAUGUCAUAACCCGAUAGGAGACCCCAACAGGUCAGGAAUCCAGUUUGCAAGGUCCACAACAAAUGUGGAACAAUUCAGAAAGCAUAAUUUUCUCCCACCUUUCACAUGCUGUCAUUUUUGCUGUGAAGAAUUACAUGUAGCUGUGGUGUGAAGGAGACUAUUUAAUAUCUGUCGACUUAACACCCGCCCCAACUUUAACCACACAGCCAUGACUUAAAUGUCUGGAAAAAGGUAUUUGAUUUUGAAAUGGAAUAUUUACAGGAAUUCUGAGUUUUUACAAAGUACAGUAUGUCCUUUGAUUGGUUGAACGAAUGGCUGUAAAACCUAAACACAGGGAGCGAUGACGUUCUACGUGGAUCUGUUGAGUCCGUGUGUUACUGUGGAUUUGGAGUAAAAUCUUCCCUCUGUCUCCUCAUGUCACUGUUUGUUUGUUAGAGCUCUCCUCCACACACUGCCCUGCCCCAAGAGUACUGGCAUCUCUUGCUCUAUUUAAAAAAAAUUAAAAAGAAAAAAAAAAAGAAUUAAGCAAAGUGAAAAAGAAAGCAGAUUAUGCAAUUUCUACACUUGGAGAUUUGUACAUAUGUACAGUUAAUGUGUUUUAUUUUGAUUUUAUAUUGUUAGAGAAAGAGACAAGAGAGAAAACAAUGAAUUGUGAAUUUUUUCUGGGAAUUGUAAUUAAGUAUUUUUCUCAUUCUACCCCUUGUUUUCAAUACUUAUGUUUAAAAAGGCGAUUAAAUUUGUGGACUGUAGCUUUCUUUUUUAUAUGGGAGUCUUUUUUAUUUAAUAUUAAACUAUUUACAGAAAAUGUA
This is a messenger RNA of Centropristis striata (black sea bass), 7411 nucleotides long. RefSeq names its product methyl-CpG binding domain protein 6 (gene mbd6). The record is from RefSeq and is a predicted model, not a curated record. Gene Ontology annotation, molecular function: DNA binding; chromatin binding. NCBI's taxonomy places the organism in Eukaryota, Metazoa, Chordata, Actinopteri, Perciformes, Serranidae. Bases 588 to 5657 code for a protein of 1689 amino acids. Gene Ontology annotation, cellular component: nucleus; chromocenter. The transcript has 13 exons.